UCCUUCAUCUUCCUCCUAGAGCUCAAGCGCUGCGGCAUGGCGCGCGGCUGCCUGCAGGGCCUCAAGUACCUCAUGUUCGCCUUCAACCUGCUCUUCUGGCUGGGCGGCUGCGGCAUCCUGGGGGUGGGCAUCUGGCUGGCUGCCACGCAGGGCAACUUCGCCACCCUGUCCUCGUCCUUCCCGUCGCUGUCGGCCGCCAACCUGCUCAUGGUGGCGGGCGCCUUCGCCAUGGCCAUCGGCUUCGUGGGCUGCGUCGGGGCCAUCCGGGAGCACAAGUGCCUGCUGAUGAGCUUCUUCGUGCUGCUGCUGCUGGUGCUGCUGCUGGAAGUGACGGCCGCCAUCCUCUUCUUCGCCUACACAGAGCAGAUUGACAGGUAUGCGCAGCGGGACCUCAAGAAGGGGCUGCACCUGUAUGACACCCCAGGCAAUGUGGGGCUCACCAACGCCUGGAGUAUCAUCCAGACCGAUUUCCGCUGCUGCGGCGUCUCCAACUACACCGACUGGUUUGAGGUCUACAACGCCUCCCGUGUACCGGACUCCUGCUGCCUCGAGUUCAGCGAGAGCUGCGGACUGCAUGCGCCCGGCACGUGGUGGAAAGCGCCCUGCUAUGAGACGGUGAAGCUGUGGCUGCAGGAGAACCUGCUGGCUGUGGGUGUCUUCGGGCUGUGCACGGCGCUGGUGCAGAUCCUGGGCCUGACCUUCGCCAUGACCAUGUACUGCCAGGUGCUGAAGGCCGACACCUACUGUGCAUAGGGCCCCCCACUCCGGUGCUGCAGGCGGUCUGAGUUCCGUCACCCACAUUCCAUGAAGGGAGGAGGCGGGGGGGGGGUUCAUGCUUCUUAAUAAAGUGCCAGAGAAAUGGCCCCCAAGCUGGCACCACCCUCCCCCUCUCUGCCAGAGUCACAGAUACUCUGUUUACAAUUCAAUCAAGGCCCAAGAGGGGCCGUAGUGACAGCACAGCAGGGAGGGCGCCUGUUCGCCUUGCAUCAGCUGGCCCAGGUUCGAUCCCUGGCAUCCCAGUGAGUUUCCCGAGUCUGGCGGGAAUGAUUCCUGAGCACAGAGGCAGGGGGAACCCCUGAGCGCCACCGGGUGUGGCCCCAAGACCAAAUAAAUAAAUAAAU
Messenger RNA from Suncus etruscus (white-toothed pygmy shrew), 1121 nucleotides. It is a transcript of the gene TSPAN4, whose product is annotated as tetraspanin 4. The transcript has 7 exons. The record is from RefSeq and is a predicted model, not a curated record. Lineage: Eukaryota; Metazoa; Chordata; Mammalia; Eulipotyphla; Soricidae. Gene Ontology annotation, cellular component: membrane. Bases 37 to 753 code for a protein of 238 amino acids.